AAGAAGCGAAAAGAAAAGAAAAUGAAGGAAAAGAAAUGGAAGAGGGCUUUCAAAACAGAGGAGAAGAGGAAGAAACUGAAGCUUGAAGAGAGGAGGGAAUUCAACGUGUUUCAUAGCUAAGUUAUGGGGUUUCAAACUUGGUUAACUGGAAUUUGGAACGGCGUACGAUCCGAUUUAAAGGAUUUCUGACCGUUGACUCUAAAAAUGGACCACUCGCCAAAAAUUUCAAAAUUUCAACUUGAUGCAGCUGGAAGAACAGUUGCAAAGAAAAACCAAUUCCGUGCAACCAUGGAGGUUUCCUCAACAGCUCCUCCUAAUCGUCCUCGAAUGACUUAUGACGUUUUCAUAAGUUUUAGAGGGGAAGAUACUCGCAACAAUUUCGUCGGAUUUUUGUACCAGGCAUUGCGUCAAUUGGGAAUAAUGACUUUUAUGGAUGAUAAAAAGCUCUUAAUUGGUGACGAUCUUAGUGAAAAGUUUGUGAAAGCAAUUGAAGAAUCCAGGUCUUCAAUUGUUGUUCUAUCAAAAGACUAUGCUUCUUCCAAGUGGUGCUUGAAAGAGUUAGCCAAGAUAAUGGAUUGUAUGUCUGAGACGACACAUCGUGUCCUUCCUGUGUUUUACCAUGUGGAUCCUUCCCAUGUUCGACAUCAGUCUGGAAAUUUCAAGAAAAGCUUUGAUGGACAUGAAGAAAAGGCUCCAAAGUUGAUAGGCGUGCAAAGAGAAGAAUACUUGAAAGAGGUUCAAAAUUGGAAGGAUUCCAUGACAAAAAUUGGCAACCUCGCGGGAGAAGUUGUUACACAACACAGCUCUGAAGUAGAUGUUGUAAAGAAAAUCACGAACCAGAUAUUUGAAAGAUGGCGUCCUAAGAUAGCAACUUCAGACAAGAAUUUAGUUGGAAUGACACGUCAGUUGCUAGAAAUGAAUGUGAAACUUGGUUUAGGAUUGGAUGACGUACGCUUUGUCGGGAUAGUUGGGAUGGGUGGCAUCGGUAAAACAACCAUUGCUAAAGUCGUUUAUGACUGCAUCACAUCUAAAUUUGAGGGCAGUUGUUUUCUUCGUGUUUUUGGAGGUAGUUCUAAGCAAUGUAAUUUAGUGUCACUUCAAGAACAACUACUAUCCAGACUUUUUCUAAAAGAAAACGUUAGAAUAUGGGAUGAGGAUUACGGAGCGGAAAUGAUUGAGAAUCAACUAUGCAGUAGAAAGGUUCUUCUUGUUCUUGAUGAGGUUGAAGAAAAAGAGCAACUAGAAAUGCUAGCUAGAAGUCCUGAUUGGUUUGGUCCAGGGAGUAGAAUUAUCAUUACAACUAGAAACAAAGAAAUUCUCCAUCAACCCUAUGAAAUUCUAGAAUACAAGAUGAAAUUACUAGAUGAUGACAGUGCCCUCCAACUCUUCUGCAAUCGUGCCUUUGGAAUAGACUACAUUGAUAGCAGUUUCAUGAAUCUCAGUAAGGGGAUGGUAGAAAAGCUUGGAAGACUUCCAUUAGCUUUGAAAGUAAUUGGAUCCUAUUUGAAUAAAAAAGAUGUGUUAAUAUGGAAGGAAACAUUGAAUAGGCUCAUUAAAGUUGAUGAAAAACAUUUGUUUGAAGUAUUAAACAUAAGUUAUGAUGGGUUAGGAGCAGAAAGUCAGAAAGUUUUCUUGGAUUUGGCAUGUUUCUUCAACGGAAGGAGGACUGAUAAAGUGAUUAAAAUACUUGAGAGUUUUGGUUAUAAUCCCCACAGUGAAUUAAACUUGUUUACAGAAAAAUGUCUAAUUGAAGUUUCACAUUCGAAGAUAUUGAUGCACGACUUGAUAGUGGCUUUGGGCCAAGAAAUUGUGCGUAAGGAGUCCCUAACUCAAUUGGGUAAACAAAGCAGGAUUUGGCUUCAAGAAGACGUCGUUCGUGCGUUUACUAUGAAACAUGGAUUAAAAUACACCGAAGGCAUAGUCUUGAACUUGGAGAAGAAGCAGAAAGAGUUAACAUUGGAGGCUAAAUUAUUUGCAGAUAUGACAUGUUUAAGAAUAUUGGAAAUUAGCAAUGUGCAACUUUAUGGAAAUAUCAAAUCUCUCUCAAACCUAUUGGCACUUCUCAAUUGGCCUGGCUAUCCUUCAAAGUGUUUGCCAUCAAAUUUUCAAUCAGGGUAUCUACUUGAAUUACACUUACGUCAUAGCAGUAUUGUACGAAUUUGGGAUGGAAAAAAGGAGUUUGAGAACCUGAAGGUGAUCGAUGUUAGCGACUCGGAGUAUUUACUUGAGACUCCUAAUUUUUCAAAAGUUCCGAAGCUUGAAAGAUUGGUUCUAUGCAAUUGUAGAAGAUUGAAUCACAUUCACCCUUCCAUCAAUAGUCUCCACCUUCUCAAGUUUUUGGAUCUAACUGAAUGCUCAAGUCUAAAAAGUUUUUCAUCAAAUUUGAGAUGCAAAAAUCUCGAACGUUUAGUUCUUUCCAAAUCAGGUGUUACGAGUUCUCCAGAAAUUGAAGAGAAUAUGGAACGCUUGUGUGAGCUUUAUCUAGAUGGGACUCCUAUAAAACAACUUCACCCGUCAAUUGGGCGUCUAGUUGGCCUAAUUAAGUUGGACCUAAGGAAGUGUAUUAUGCUUUCUAGUCUUCCUAAUGAAAUUGGUAACUUGGAGUCUCUUCAAAGUCUACUUUUGGGAGGUUGUAUAAACCUUGACCAAAUGCCACCCAGCUUGGGAAAUGUACAACGUUUGCAGUACCUUGAGAUUUGUGAAACUUCAAUUUGUCAUCUACCGCCUACUAUUCAUAGUCUGAAGAAUCUUAAAGGAUUAAAAUUUGAUGGGCUAUCAGGUAGAAUUUGGCAUUCCUUGCUCCCUCCAAGCAAUAUACUGGAAUCAGAUUUGGGAAUUUCUGGUUCGAAGUUUGGCAUGGAGUCACUUGAAUAUCUAAGUCUAAGAGGCUGCAAUCUAGUGGAGGAGGACAUUCCCGAAGAUCUUCACUACUUCUCCUCAUUAAAAACUCUAGACCUCAGUGGUAAUAAUUUCGUACGGCUCCCAGAAAGCAUCAACCACCUUAAGAAUCUAAGAGAAUUGAGGUUGCAUGAUUGCUUUAAGUUGCAACACUUACCAGAACUUCGAACAAAUCUAGUACCCAUUAUCUCUUGUACUGAAUCUGGAGCCGUCAGAAAUUUGCCUAUACCUUAUCAUCAUGACAAGCAUUUUAUUCUCGAGUUCAUCCCUAAAACCAACUUAAAGUUGGAUCCAAAGGCUUUUGAGGAGUCUAUUUCGGAAGGAGCCUUGUUUUCUUCUACUGAUGACAAUGCUGAAGUCUUGGAAUGCUUUGACGAAAUAAGAGAAGGGAAUGUGAUAGAAAUUGAGCGCUAUCAAAUUAAAAAUGAUGCAAACAAUAUUUAUGGGGUUGUCCUUUCAGCUUGUAUUCAAUGCUCUCAAAACACAGCCCAUGAAGUUAUUUCAUUUUAUUGCAAAUUCUUAAUUGAGUUGGGAAUGGAAGAACAUCCUAGAACUGGUAUUUUACCAUUGACCUCCAAGUUGACAUCUAGAACGAGAUUCUGGAUGUUAUUUAUACCAUUGAACUUGCUUCCAAAAAGCAGAUUGCGUUUCAAGAUUUUGGCUAAGGGGUCUCCAAAUACCAUCAAUAUACAGAAGUGUGGUGCCUCUGUCCUCUCCCACCAAAAUGCUCCAGAGCUUUUGGCAAACAUGUUCAAUAAGGUGUAUCGCACUCGAAAUCAGGAUGAAUUCUGCACAACUAUUAGAGAAUGUAAUCAUGGGAGCAAGUGUAGUUGCGACGAGCCCGAGACAAUAGACCAAUAUUGUUCAACUCAAUAUGUUGAGAAUGAAAGUGGCCCAUUUUCAUUAUUAAAGAGGAGCCUCAAAUCAAUCCUUCGAAGAACUUAUGAGGAAGAAAAAGAUCAUUCUUUAUAUUACUUCUUCCCACGAGGCCCAGCUUUAAGUUGGUUUAGAAUCCAGCAACCCAAGGACACAGUGGCAGUGAAGCUUCCUCUAGAUUUGUUUAAAGAGAAGAAGUGGAUGGGGUUGGCUGUGUUUGCUAUUUUUUCAGUACCUGGAAAUUCAGAAUAUGUUCAUAACCAUACCUUCAACUUUCAAAUAACCUCAAAUGAGGAUGGUAGACAUUUGAUAAAAGGCGGUUCAUAUUCAUCCGGUUCAUUUUUAAUCCCUCUAUCAUUGUUACAAUCUUCACCUCAAAUACUAUUUGUCACUUUCGAACCACGACAUGUGUUUCCUUAUGUUCAAGAGGGAUUGAAUCAUUUUUAUGUCAGUUUCAUUAGUAUUCCUACGAGAUUGCAAGUUGAGUCAUGUGGGGCUCGUCUAGUUUACCAACACAAUGUGGAGGGCCUUAUCAACACAAUCAUGGAUUGCGUACCAAAGAGCAGAGAAGAACUCUAUCAGGACCACAGUCAAGAAAUUAUGAGAGACUUUUUAACAACAUAUCAUCGGCCUAUUCGGAUUCAAGUCCCUGCAGACCAACUAACAACUUCUACUUCUAGCGAUCUAAGUGGCCGACGUGAAAGUUUUCAACACUCACUCUUCAUGGAGAGCACCCAGGACCAGUACAACAUUAGUAAGCUUGAGGCUAUUAUUCAUGGAAAAGAAAUCCCAGAUUUUUUCACCAGUCAAAGUAUGGGAAACAAAGGAGCGGUAAGGACACCGGAGAGAUUGUAUUUUGCUAAAUGCGAAGUAGGAGUUCUUGUGUGUGCUGUGGUGGUCAUAAACAACCAGACAGAAAAACUCGAGCACGUUAAAGUGUUGGAUCUUAAAUGUGAAUUUGGGGUUGAUUCUCAUGAAAUAGAACCAGAGCAUCACCUGUUCGUUCCUGCUGAAAAGCUUUUGAGUAGCUUUGAGUCAUCAUUCAUUUGGCUCUCCUGCAUACCACUUACAGAAUUUAAUAUCCCAUGGAUGUGCUGCGAUUACUUGAGGUGUAAGGUUAGCACCAAUCAUGAGGAACUAUUCCAUGUGCAACAAUGUGGUCUACAUCUGCUAUAUGCAUCUGAAAGAAAAAUGGUUGAUAAUUUACUCAUAUGACCAAAAGCUAAGAAAGGGAUCAAAAUACAUGCAAAACAAAGAGAUGAAAACCCAGAGUAAAGAUGGAAGAAGAAGGAACCAACAUCCAAUUUUUAAGUGGUUGGACAGUUGCUCACAUCCACUGUGCAAGGAGCCAUAGCAGAGUUCUUUAUUGGUGACAACUCUUGGAGGAUUACUACACGCAAUCUAAAAAAUGCAAGCUGUAAGUGAAUUUGUAAUUUUAAACUUGCGUCCUCAUAGAUGGUGUGUGCUGGAAUAUACUUCAGGCUCCUUUACAACAAAAUCAACCUUCUUAAAGUCAGGUGCGUCAAAUCUCCCUCCUCACUGCUAUUUGGAAAUUCAAUUAACUGAAGAAGUUAAAAGAAGUGCAAGAAUUGGUCCAUAGGAGUAUUAAUACUCAUGAAGACUUCAGAAGUAGUGCAAGAAUUGGUCCCUCUCCCCUCUGGUUGCACCCUCUGCUUAAGAGAUGAGGAACCAGUGGACCAUAUCUUCCUUCAAUGCUCUUUCACCCAUUACUGCUGGUAGCAGGUCUUCAAUACUUUUAACACACACCUUUUGCCUUCCCAAGAGAGCAGACGAUUGCUAGUCCCUUGUUGGUGGCCUCUUAAAAAAUAGGAAAAGAGUGUUGUGGAACUUUGCUACGACUGCAAUUUUGUGGGAUCUUCGGAUGAAAAGGAAUCGUAGAACUUUUGAGAACACUUGUCUUGACAUUUCUAAUCUUUGGAGUAAUGUAUAGCUUACUACUUCUAGGUGGUGCUACACUUAUAGCAAAUUCUUUUGUAACUACUUCUCUAUGAUCCUUCACAAUUGGAAAACUUUUCUUCAUU
Momordica charantia (bitter melon) is the source of this 5816-nucleotide messenger RNA. Its product is annotated as TMV resistance protein N. Gene Ontology annotation, molecular function: ADP binding; protein binding. The record is from RefSeq and is a predicted model, not a curated record. Lineage: Eukaryota; Viridiplantae; Streptophyta; Magnoliopsida; Cucurbitales; Cucurbitaceae. Gene Ontology annotation, biological process: defense response; signal transduction.